AUGAAGCUACCGUAUACUCCGAUGAAGCUGCCGUGGAUGAAUGACGAAGAACCAGUAGCGGACUAUAACAAAGAGAAGAAUAUGGACUUGGAUCUCCGGUUGCCAUCUAACCAACUUUCGGUGAUGAAUGAUCGGAAAAUUGAUUUCGGGACAGAAAACACUUGGAAUGAUUUAUUCUUCUCUAGCUGGUACUACCACAAGCUUGUGAAGUUUAACAUGUUCAAUUAUAUUAUAUGGUUUAUGCAAGGUAGACGCUCUUUGAAAGGAGAGCUACAACCUUACAUAGACGACAUUGAAAGUUUGUUGAGGAAUAAGAAUCAAGGUGAAAGUAACGAAGAAUCCUCAACCGAAGACAAGAAGAUGGCAGCAAUAGUUCCAGCUGAAACGAUGGGUGAUCUUGACAUCCCCACUAUUCCAGAAUCCCCAUCUUGCAUCGUACUUCCGACGGCAGCUAGGAACUACGAGCUUAAGACUAUACACUUUAACAUGAUGCCUUCUUUUCAUGGUCUAAGUUCGGAGGAUCCACUUAGUCAUAUUCGUGAAAUUUUUAAUAUGGUUUCUAGCAUGUCUUUGUCUACGGGAGUUACUAAGGAGCACUUGAGGUUGAAGAUCUUCCCCUACUCUAUGAAGGACAAAGCAAGAACAUGGCUCAACAGUUUGAGACCGGGUUCACUGACGACAUGGACUGAGUGUCCCCAUCAUGCUUUGCCUUCAUUAGUGUUGAUGCGCAUAUUUUAUAAAGCACUGACAGUUCCUAGUAAGGCUGCAGUGAAUAAUUAUGCAGGGGGAUCUAUCAGGAAUAAGACUCCAACAGAAUGUCAAACUUUGUUUGAUAAUCUAGCAGUUGAGACCCAACAUUCAGAGACGCGAGGUAAGCGAGCUGGUGUUUAUGAACUUAAUAAUUCUGACACUUUUGCACCAAGAUCGCAGGUUGACGCCAUUGCUAGUAAGUUGGACAUGCUUCUAGCAAUGAAUGGGCAUACAAUUCAACAAGAGAUAUGUGCCAUAUGUCAUGUUCCUGGCCAUGCCACCAUUACAUGCCCUCAAGGAGUGGAUUUUCCGGAGUUUGUACAAGAACAGGCAAGCAUGAUGAACUCUUAUAACCGGAAUCCAAGGUUUGACCCAUACUCCAACUCUUAUAACCCAGGUUUUCGAGCACAUCCAAAUUUUUCAUGGAAGAAUACCCAGAACCAAGCCAAUCCACCAACCACCACAUUGGAGGACAUGGUGCGGCAAUUGGCUAUUAGUCAACAAAAGUUGGAGGCUCAAGUUGGUCAAAUCGCUGAGGCAUUAAGCCAAAGGGAAGCUGGAAAAUUUCCUAGUCAAACUGUUGUCAAUCCGAAGAACAAUGAACAAGCCAAGGCCAUUCAUCUUCGACGUGGUAAGGUUAUUAAUAAUGGUGUUGAUGACAUUAAUGACGUUGUGGAUGUAGGUGAAAAAGAACAAGAAGAUGUUCAACAAGAUGUUGAAAAAUCUGAGCCUACUCCACCUGCCACCCAUUCUAAGGAAGGCAAUACGAGUGUUCUCCAUAAGGAAGUCAAUCCUUACAUGCCACCUAUUCCAUUCCCGGGUCGUCUUAAGCAAAACAAGCAGGAUAAGUAUUUCAAAGAAAUUUAUGAUGUGUUGAGUAAAGUUCAAAUUAACUUGCCCUUGCUUGAUGUGAUAGAACAGAUUCCGACAUAUGGGAAAUUCUUGAAGAGUUUGAAGACUCAUAAGCUAAAGUUUGCACCUAACGAAGGAGUCAAGUUGAAUAAGAACGUGAGUGCAAUUCUUCAAAGGGACCUUCCACCUAAGUUAUCUGAUCCAGGUAGCUUUGAUAUACCCAUCACCAUUGGCAGCAAGCGACAUGGACAUGCGAUGCUAGAUCUUGGAGCAAGCAUCAACUUAAUGCCAUUCUCGGUUUACAAGGAACUUGGAAUCCAAGGAAUGAAGAAGACUACAGUUCGUCUUGAGCUUGCCGAUCGUUCUGUGAGGUAUCCUAAAGGUAUUGUAGAAGAUAUUUUGGUUCAAGUAGAUAAACUCAUUCUUCCUGCAGAUUUCAUAAUUUUAGAUACGGAAGAAAGUGGGAUGAAUGGACAUGAUGCACCUAUACUUCUUGGUCGGCCAUUCAUGGCAACUGCAGACACAUGCAUCCGAGUGAAGGACGGUACCUUGACAAUGACCGUUUUGGGAGAAACUGUGGAACUUAAAGUGUUUGAAGCUCUCUCUUUUCCUUCUACUUCACUUGAUACGUGUUUCUCUAUUGAUCUAAUAGAUACGUUGAUUACAUCUACCUUUGUGCAUAAUGAAAUUACGGAUCUUGAACAGGUUUUGAUAGGAUCACCUAGUGAAGAAGAAGCAAUUGAAAGUGUUGGAGCGGUCUUAGAGCACACCAAACCAUAUCAACCAAGGUACACGCCUCCAAUUGAGCCAUUGGUGAUGAAUAAGACAAAGCUCGAACCAUCUAUCAUCUCUCCACCAAAGUUGGAAUUAAAACCAUUGCCACAACAUCUCAAGUAUGCAUACAUAGGUAAAGAUGAGACUCUUCCGGUAAUUAUUGCUACGGAUUUGACUAAGGAAGAGGAGAAGAGUCUCAUUCAAGUGCUUAAACAUCAUCAAACGGCUUUGGGAUGGACUAUUGCUGAUAUCAAAGGCCUUAGCCCCACCUUAAGACUCAAUCCAAACAUGAAGGAAGUGGUGAGAGCUGAAGUCCUCAAAUUGCUCGAUGUGGGGGUGAUCUAUCCAAUUUCGGAUAGCAAGUGGGUAAGUCCAGUUCAAGUAGUGCCAAAGAAAUCCGGUAUCACGGUGGUAAAGAACAAGGAUGAUGAACUCAUUCCUACAAGGAUGACUACCGGAUGGAGAGUGUGCAUUGACUAUCGGAAGUUGAAUACCGCCACUAGAAAGGAUCACUUUCCUCUCCCUUUCAUUGAUCAAAUGCUUGAACGCUUAUCGGGUCAUUCUCACUAUUGUUUUCUUGAUGGGUUUUCAGGUUAUAAUCAAAUUCCGAUUGCACCUGAGGAUCAAGAAAAGACCACCUUCACAUGCCCAUUCGGUACAUUCGCUUAUAGAAGGAUGCCCUUCGGAUUGUGCAAUGCCCCCGCUACUUUCCAACGUUGCAUGAUGGCAAUUUUUUCCGACAUGGUGGAGCGAAUAAUUGAGGUAUUCAUGGAUGAUUUUUCAGUUUUUGGAUCUUCUUUUGAUGCAUGCCUUGAAAAUUUAGCUCUAGUUUUGAAACGAUGUCAAGCGACGAAUUUAAUUUUGAAUUGGGAAAAAUGUCAUUUCAUGGUUAGGAGGGGUAUCGUGCUAGGACAUGUAGUGUCUCACGAGGGGAUUGAGGUAGACAAAGCAAAAAUUGACUUGAUAAAAAAUUUACCUUCCCCUACUUCUGUUAAAGGUGUUAGAAGUUUUUUAGGACAUGCGGGUUUUUAUAGACGUUUCAUCAAAGAUUUUUCUAAGAUCACCAAACCUCUUUGCGAUUUAUUGGCUAAAGAUGCAGUUUUUGAUUUUGACAAAGAGUGCUUGGCAGCUUUUAAUGUGUUGAAACAUGCAUUGACCUCGUCUCCUAUUAUUUCUACUCCCAAUUGGUCGUUACCAUUUGAGCUUAUGUGUGAUGCAUCUGAUUAUGCGGUUGGUGCGGUUCUUGGUCAAAAGGAUGGUAAGGCGUCCCAUGUUAUUUAUUAUGCUAGUCGUACUUUGAAUGACGCACAACUGAAUUACUCCACCACAGAAAAAGAGUUGUUGGCAGUGGUAUUUGCUUUGGAAAAAUUUCGUGCUUAUCUAGUUGGUUCCAAAGUAAUUGUUUAUACUGACCAUGCGGCUUUAAAGUAUUUGUUGAAUAAGAAAGAUGCCAAGCCUAGGUUGAUUCGGUGGAUCCUCUUACUUCAAGAGUUCGACUUGGAGAUCAAAGAUAAAAAGGGUAGUGAGAAUGUGGUGGCCGAUCACCUAUCACGCAUUGUGGAAGAAGGAUUUUGUCAAGAGAAUCAGGUGCCGAUCAAUGAGACUUUUCCGGAUGAACAACUCUUGAUUGUCCAUUCAAAGGAGCCAUGGUAUGCUGAUUUUGUUAAUUAUCUUGCUUGUGGCGUACUUCAAGAAGGACUAACUUUUCAGGAAAAGAAGAGAUUUUUGGCAUCGGUCAAGCACUAUUAUUGGGAGGAUCCUUAUUUGUUCAAGCAUGGACCCGACCAAAUCAUUCGCCGGUGCGUUCCUGAAGAAGAACAAGAGAACAUUCUACGACAUGCACAUGAUCUUGCUUGUGGUGGACACUUUGGAGCUAAGAAAACAGCUUUAAAAGUGCUCCAAUCAGGUUUUUUCUGGCCUACGCUUUUUAAAGAUGCAUUCCACUUUUGUGCUAGAUGUAAUAGUUGUCAAAGGUCGGGAAAUAUUGGUAGAAGGAAUGAAAUGCCUUUGAAUAGCAUUCUUGUGGUUGAGAUGUUUGAUGUGUGGGGUAUUGAUUUUAUGGGCCCGUUUCCCCCUUCUUAUGGCUACACUUAUAUCCUUGUAGCAGUGGAUUACGUCUCUAAAUGGGUUGAAGCCCUAGCUACUAGGACCAAUGACCAUAGGGUUGUUCUUACAUUCCUUAAGGAUAUGAUUUUUACUAGAUUUGGAACCCCUAGGGCCAUUAUUAGUGAUGGUGGUAGUCAUUUUUGCAAUAAGCCUUUUGAAGCCUUGUUAAAAAAAUACAACAUCACUCACAAAAUAGCCACCCCAUACCAUCCUCAAACAUCGGGUCAAGUGGAAGUUAGCAAUAGGGAGAUCAAACGAAUUUUGGAGAAAACUGUCAACUCCACUAGGAAAGAUUGGGCUAUUAAGCUUAAUGAUGCUUUGUGGGCAUAUCGGACAGCUUUUAAAACACCGAUUGGUAUGAGUCCUUAUCGUCUUGUGUUUGGAAAAGCAUGUCACUUGCCUAUGGAACUCGAGCACCGGGCGUAUUGGGCUAUAAAGAAAUUAAAUUUUGAUAUACAAGCUGCAGGUGCAGAAAGAAAGUUACAACUCAACGAGUUAGAGGAGCUCCGUCUUGAAGCUUAUGAAAAUGCAAAGCUCUACAAGGAACGCACUAAGGCAGCACAUGACAAAUUGAUUCAGCCAAAAGAACUUACCGAAGGUAUGCGUGUUUUAUUAUAUAAUUCUCGAUUUCGUUUGUUUCCGGGUAAAUUAAAUUCUAGAUGGACGGGACCAUUUGAGGUCAUGAAAGUUUUUCCUUAUGGUGCGGUGGAAAUUCGGAAUCCGAGAGAUGGUAGCACGUUCAAGGUGAAUGGGCAACGAGUGAAGCCAUUUUUAACUGACUCUCUCACAGAUGUUGACAUUGGUGUCGUAGUUGAUCAAGUCCCAAAUCUAACACCAUAGUCAAAGAAGUUUCGUCUUGCCAAGACAUUAAAUAAGGCGCUUGGUGGGAGGCAACCCACCCGGUAAAUUCGUUCCUUUUAUUGUAUAUUAUUUUAAUUCAUCCCACACUGAAUUGAAUUGCUAUUUGUGCAUCAAAUGCAAAAAGAAAAAGUUGUGCCAAAGUGCUGGAUUGAAACAAUUUUCUGGAGCAACUCAGGACGAACCAGAAUGUUUGCCAUAUAUGUGCAGAAAGAUACGGAUGUCUAGUUUCUGCAUAAGUUUACGGUUCGUGAAUCCGAGCUCAGAUGAAGGAGAAAUUGAUGAUUUUACAACAGCUGUGCAGUGCAGAAUUCUACGCAGUAAUUACUUCCCGAAUGUUUUCGCAGUCAGGUUGUAUCGCUCUAACUCAGUACUUUGUCUUCGCGUUAUUUUUCACAUUAUUCCAUGCACUGAGGACAUUGCAUAAUUCAAGUGUGGGGGUGAGAAUAGCUUGUUUUGAAGAAAAAAAAAAAUUAGUUCCUUCCAAUGCGAUGAUGAGACAUAAAUUGUUUAGGUCUAAAAUUAGUUUGUUAGUAAAUAGAAUUUUCAUGAGAAUUGAGCUUGAAUUACAAUUUUCAUGGGCCGAUGUUAACAUGAUAUGUUGAUUGAGAAAGAAGCAUAUUUGGACUUGAUGUAGACUUGCAUAAUUACCCUUGUGAGUUUUGUGCCUAUAUGAUUGAUACAUUAUGCAUAUCAAUCCAAUUUCUUUCUUGUGUGCUCUCAUGAUUACAUGUUUCUCUAGAACUUGCUUUAAACCUUUUUGAGACUAUAUUGAUACAUGUGAUAACAUGAAUAUGAUUGAGGCAUUAGGAUGAUACCAUUAUAGCCAAAUUGCCUAUAUCCUAGUGUAUUUA
Messenger RNA from Tripterygium wilfordii, 6194 nucleotides. RefSeq lists its product as uncharacterized. The transcript is spliced from 6 exons. NCBI's taxonomy places the organism in Eukaryota, Viridiplantae, Streptophyta, Magnoliopsida, Celastrales, Celastraceae. The record is from RefSeq and is a predicted model, not a curated record. Bases 1 to 5322 code for a protein of 1773 amino acids. Gene Ontology annotation, molecular function: nucleic acid binding. Gene Ontology annotation, biological process: DNA integration.